Rangifer tarandus platyrhynchus (Svalbard reindeer) is the source of this 1473-nucleotide messenger RNA. The record is from the annotation of a GenBank genome assembly. NCBI's taxonomy places the organism in Eukaryota, Metazoa, Chordata, Mammalia, Artiodactyla, Cervidae.
AUGGCCCAGCGGGCAGUGUGGCUUAUAAGCCACGAACCAGGAACUCCACUUUGUGGCAUUGUCAAAUUCUCCAGACGGUAUCCAACUGUUGAAAAAAGAGCUAAAGUCUUCAAUGGAGCAAGUUAUGUGCCUGUUCCUGAAGAUGGUCCCUUCCUGAAAGCCCUGCUUUUUGAACUGAGAUUGUUGGAUGAUGAGAAGGACUUUUUGGAGAGUCGUGAUAGCUGCUCACACAUCAAUAAAACAUCCAUUUAUGGACUCCCAGUAGGAAGUGAAGAACUCUGGCCAGUUGUUGCUUUUCUAAAGAAUGGCAUGAUAUAUGCUUGUGUUCCACUGGUUGAACAAACAUUGUCCCCUCGUCCACCAUUAAUUAGCAUUAGUGGAAUUUCACAAGGCUUUGAACUUCUUUUUGGGGUACAGGAUUUUCUUUCCUCAGGUCAAAAAAAUGACAGUGAGCUAAAUACCAAAUUGAGCCAGUUGUCUGACUUGCUUUUACAAACUUGUCCCUUUGGCACUUUGUUAGAUGCCAACUUACAGAAUUCGUUGGACAAUAUUAAUUUUGCUUCUGUUACUCACCCACAAAAACAGCCAGCCUGGAAAACUGGAACAUACAAAGGAAAACCACAAGUUUCUAUUUCUAUCACUGAAAAGGUAAACUCCAUGCAAUAUGAUAAACAAGAGAUAGCAGAUACAUGGCAGGUCGUUGGAGUUGUCACUUGCAAGUGUGAUCUAGAGGGAAGCAUGCCAAAUGUUACCAUUAGCUUGAGUCUCCCUACCAAUGGAUCUCCACUUCAGGAUAUUCUGGUUCAUCCUUGUGUGACGUCUCUUGACUCUACCAUUCUGACUUCUAGUAGCAUUGAUGCAAUGGAUGAUUCUGCAUUUAGUGGACCGUACAAAUUUCCGCUCACUCCACCAUUAGAGUCAUUCAACUUAUGCUACUACACUUCCCAGGUCCCUGUUCCACCAAUUUUGGGUUUUUAUCAAGUGAAAGAAGAAGAAGUACAGCUAAAGAUAGCAGUCAAUUUAAAACUUCAUGAAAGUGUGAAAAACAGUUUUGAAUUCUGUGAAGCUCAUAUACCUUUUUACAACAGAGGUCCCAUCACACAUGUGGAGUACAAAGCUAGUUUUGGCCAGCUUGAAGUAUUUCGAGAGAAAAGCUUAUUGGUCUGGAUUAUUGGACAGAAGUUUCCCAAAUCAAUGGAAAUUAGUCUUUCUGGUACUGUAACUUUUGGAGCCAAGAACCAUGAAAAGCAGCCAUUUGACCAGAUUUGCAUUGGAGGUACAGCAUAUUUAAAGCUUCAUUUUAGGAUCUUAGAUUACACACUCACUGGAUGUUAUGUUGAUCAGCAUUCGGUUCAAGUUUUUGCAUCAGGGAAACCAAAAAUAAGUACACACCGGAAGCUAAUUUCUUCUGACUAUUACAUCUGGAAUUCUAAAGCUCCUGCUCCAGUAACAUAUGGAUCAUUAUUACUGUAA